Messenger RNA from Hydatigera taeniaeformis, 2217 nucleotides. The record is from the annotation of a GenBank genome assembly. Lineage: Eukaryota; Metazoa; Platyhelminthes; Cestoda; Cyclophyllidea; Taeniidae.
AUGCCAGUAAAGAUAGUUUACGACCCUGAUGGCUCCGCGGGGCGCGUUCCCAACAAGGAUGUCAAGCAUAGGAGUCUUGUCAACGGGAAGGUUAUCAAUGUCAAAAUGGGCACUCCUGACGACUAUAAAAAGGCCCUACAAACCAAAGGAGGUAAUCAACGCCUCAGUGUCAACCCUGAUGUACCGAAGACACUCACUCCCAAGGGUUACACUAAGAUGCAAUUGAUGAUGGGUAUCGCGAAAAAGAAGUAUGACAAUAUCGUGCGAAAACUAAAGGGUACGAACUCCCUCUGGGAGGAUCCUGAUUUUCCUCCGAAUAGCGCUAUUGGGAACGUUGGAAAUCUUCCUAGACUUGAAUGGAAACGACCUAAGGAAAUAAAUUCACGAGCCGAUUUUAUAGUAGCUGGAGCUGACAGAGGAGAUGUUGCUCAAGGUCAACUUGGAGAUUGUUGGCUUUUGGCUGUGAUCUCUUCAAUGGCUGACAUCACCGAGCUCUUUAACCAUAUUGUGCCGAAGGAUCAGUCGAUCCAAGGCCCUGACUACGUGGGCAUCUUCAAGUUCCGCUUUUGGCGGUUCGGUCAGUGGGUGGAGGUGUUGGUAGAUGAUCGCUUGCCCGUGGUGGCAGGUACCAAUCAAAUGAUCUUUAUGCACUCGGAUGAGAACAACGAAUUUUGGUCUCCGCUCAUGGAAAAGGCUUACGCCAAAUUGAACGGGUGCUAUGCCAAUCUGUCGGGCGGUAGUCAAGGUGAAGCAAUGGAGGAUGUAACAGGUGGUCUGGUGGAAUCGUUGGACCUGCAGAAGAUUCCUGGUCCUGAGUUUUACGGUGAUCUGCACAAGUAUCUCAAACGGUGCUGUCUAAUGGGCUGCUCUAUUACCUCCAAAGAGAUUGAGGCCAAAUUGAACAAUGGUCUCAUCGCCGGACAUGCCUACAGUUUAAAUGAUUUGGCGGACGUUACCUACAAGGGUUCAAAGGUCCAUCUGUUGAGAGUUCGCAACCCCUGGGGCAAUAAUUACGAAUGGAAGGGGGCUUGGGCGGACAAUGCGCCACAGUGGCGUGAUGUGAGUGAAGCUGACAAGAAACGUCUACAAGUUCAUUUCGCCGCAGAUGGUGAAUUCUGGAUGUCAAUGGACGACUUUAUAAAGUGUUUCACCAAGGUGGAGGUUUGCCACUUGGGCCAUGAGUCUCUUGAGGAGGGCAUGACAGUGAAGGGAAAGAAACGCCUUGAGGAGACCUUCUUCAGCGGUGAAUGGGUCAAAAAUGUCAAUGCUGGUGGAUGCGCCAACUUCCGAGACACCUAUUGGACGAAUCCGCAAUACAAGAUCACAGUCACGGAUCCAGAUCCGACUGAUGACCAGGAUAAGUGUACCGUUGUUAUCGGUCUAAUGCAAAAGAAUGUGAGGAGAAGAGCAGGCGCCAAUUUCCUCACCAUCGGUUUCUGUGUCUAUAAGAUUGCACCUGAAACAGAGGGCUUGCUGAAACGUGAUUUCUUCAACACGAACCGACCAAUUAACAUCUCCGAAUUCACCAACACUCGUGAAGUGGUCCUCAAAAUACGAGUUCCCCCUGGUUGCUACCUGAUCGUUCCAAGCACCUUCAAUCCCAACCAGGAGGCCCAAUUCAUUAUUCGUGUCUUUACUGAAACUGUCGUCAAGGAGUCUGAAUGUGAUGAUAAAAACAGUUUCAAGGGCUUAUCAGAGGAAAUGAUCAAGGCCAUUAAGGAGGCCGAGAAAACAAAGAAUGAAGACGACUUUGUGGACAGUCUUUUCAACUCCACCAAGGAUCCCGUCACGAAUUCCAUCAAUGCCGAACAGUUGCGUGAAAUUUUGAAUAAAUCCACUAUGAAGGGUAGGCUAAGAACUGCUCGCACUACAUCUGACGUGUUUGCUCAGCGUGAUCGUGAUGGCAGCAAAACUCUCAAUGUCACCGAGCUGCGUGAGUCGCUUAUAAGUGCCGAUGCAUGCUUUGCUCACUUAAAAACAUUGACGCGUCUUUUGAAACUCCACUUUUCAGGUUUCCACCUCUCCAGCCUUGUCUUUACUGUUGUGGUUCAACGCUUCGUCACACAGAAGUUGAACGCGGUGACGUUUGAGGAUUGGAUUGUCUGUUGUGUCCGCUUGAAGAACAGUUUUGAUAAUAUAAAGGCACAGUUUAAGACCAAUGAUGGCAACCUCAUGUUCACUGAAGAUGAUUUCCUUCGGUUGACCAUAAGCCAGUAA